CAAUCCCUUCUUCUCCGACCUCCUCCCAUCCUCAGCAGCCAGCAAUGUCGGGCCGCGGCAAGGGAGGCAAGGGGCUCGGCAAGGGCGGCGCCAAGCGCCACCGCAAGGUGCUCCGCGACAACAUCCAGGGCAUCACCAAGCCGGCGAUCCGCCGCCUGGCGCGCCGUGGCGGCGUCAAGCGCAUCUCCGGCCUCAUCUACGAGGAGACCCGCGGCGUGCUCAAGAUCUUCCUCGAGAACGUCAUCCGCGACGCCGUCACCUACACCGAGCACGCCCGCCGCAAGACCGUCACCGCCAUGGACGUCGUCUACGCGCUCAAGCGCCAGGGACGCACCCUCUACGGCUUCGGGGGCUGAAGCCUGAGGGGGGACCCGUCGGGGUGUCUAUCUGUCGGCGUGUGCUUAGGGUCGUUAGGGUUUCGGUUCUGUGCGUGAGUUGUUUGGGAGCGAUGGCAUGUAGUAGUGAUGGAAUUUGUUGCAUAUGGAUGGAUGGAUGAAUGAAUGGAUCUGGUGUUUCUAG
This is a messenger RNA of Lolium rigidum, 519 nucleotides long. RefSeq names its product histone H4. The transcript has a single exon. Lineage: Eukaryota; Viridiplantae; Streptophyta; Magnoliopsida; Poales; Poaceae. The record is from RefSeq and is a predicted model, not a curated record. Gene Ontology annotation, biological process: nucleosome assembly. Bases 45 to 356 code for a protein of 103 amino acids. Gene Ontology annotation, molecular function: DNA binding; structural constituent of chromatin; protein heterodimerization activity. Gene Ontology annotation, cellular component: nucleosome.